Messenger RNA from Eruca vesicaria subsp. sativa (arugula), 564 nucleotides. Lineage: Eukaryota; Viridiplantae; Streptophyta; Magnoliopsida; Brassicales; Brassicaceae. The record is from the annotation of a GenBank genome assembly.
AUGGCGAAUAUUUGCUGGACAAACGAAGAGAUGAAUCAACAUAGUGCCACCUCCUCCGAGGAGUCGAAACCACUCUUGAAAAACAACACAGGAUUCGCCAUGGUAUGGACUCCUGAAGAGCAAACAAUUCUAGAUAAUGCCCUAAUCCGAGAAGCUGAAAACACAGCUAAAAACCAUUCCUCGGAGUCGUGUGUAUUACGUUACGCGAGAAUCUCGUUAGAGUUUCCACAAAAGACAGCAAAAGACAUUGCUAUGCGUUGCAGAUGGAUCAAUGAAUUGAAAAGAGUGACUGAGAGUUCAAACUCAGCUCCUCAAGAUCCGGUCAUCGAUGAGGUUAUUAACCAAAACGAGAAACUGCUUUCUCAGAUUUUUGAUAAUCUCUCGUACCCCUCAAAGCUUGUAGAAAACCUUACGCUGUUCAAGAAAGCCCGUGAAAACAUGAUGAAACUUUUGGACAAGCUCAAUGAGAAUGUAGCCGACCAGAUGAAGCAUAUGCCACCAUUGCCGGAAGAAUUGAACGAUGAGCUAUUUGAUUUCAUCGUUCAAGAUCAAAGUCUACCAUAG